GAAUGGCAGGAAGAGAGGCACACCCUCGGGGAAAGACUUGGCCCCGGGCAUCUCUCAACCCUUGGCGGCAGAGCGCGCAUGUAGUGCCCGAGGCGGGAGAAGAACGCAGUCGGUCCCUCCUAUCGUCACCUCAGGGCUCCUCCUGCGCCCGCCGCCAUUUUGAGCCGUUGCGGAGCGCCAGAGGCGCCUGGCAGAGCGCAAACCACCCCACCUUCGUCGUCCUGUCUCUUCCCUCCCUUAAUAUCUGCUGAUGCUGGUGCUAGGCCCCCUUGCGCCACUAAUUCGCCUCCUCAUCGGAGGAAAGCUAGCGCAGGUUCCGCAGGCAUACUUGCUCUUCUUCCCUCAUCUCUCAGUGACUUUUAGAAGCACCAUAUUGCUCACUGACAUUGAAAUCAUUUUUCCAGCUGUGAAAUAUCUGCCAGGAUGUUCAAAAAUGAAUAUCAGGGUGGCCCAUUUGUUGAAAUCUUCAGUGCUCAAGGCAAGAAUCCUGGAACAAAGUGGAAGAUUUUUGGGAGUCCAUCGGUAAUUGGGAAGGAGUUCGAUAAGCAAGUGAAGGGCUUUGUCUUUGUUCUGGAAGGAAGCAGUCAAACAAACAAGAUGCAGCUUCCUAAAGAAACAAGGCAAACUCUUGGACUGAUCCAGCAAUUUCUGGUACUUCAGAUUUAUGUACCAUUGGGACAAGACUUCUCUACUGAAUUGCUGAUAACUGAUUUAGGAAACAUUAAAAGAAGAUUGUAUUUAUCAACAAUCCACAAGGAAUUAUCUGUAACUCCUCUACAUGCAAAAAUUCCUCUCUUUAUGAUCAAGCGCAAAAUUUGGUGCAACCUGUGCAUUGACUUGGUAGCAUUCACCAGUGAGAUAUUCAAAGGAGCCGUUUUCCAGUCCUUGGAUGGCAUUAUUGUUUCAGCUAACUGUAAACUACGAAAGAUCUUCACACUGAAGUCAGAGCCCCUGGAUACAGAUGAUGAAGAUGUUGAUGGACCAACUGAUACGAUUCCUCGAGCCUGUCAGUUAAAUUCAGAUGUGCCACAAGUCACACAGCUGCUGAAUAUGAACAAGCUGCGCCCAGCAGAACAAAAAUGUGGAGGUCGGCUUUUAGCCUCACCAGAAUUAGUAGACCAUCUAUUGAACCGGGGAUCAGCCACUACACGAAACAGUAAAAAUCAAGAUGUAUCCCAUAUUGCAUUUGGAUCAAAGGUUCUUGGGCCACCACCGCCUUCAGGACGAAGGUUCAGCACAAGGGCAUCUGGAGAGGUAGCAAAAUCUGGGAGCGUCAGAAUUAGCAGAUCAUGCCAAAUGCCAGCUUUGGAAAAGGGAAAGGAACCAGUUCAAGACACUGCCAAGUCUGAAUGCUCUCCCUCACCAUUUGAAAUUGCUUUAGAUCAAGGGAACAAAGACAGUGUUCACCACACGAGUCAGACAUCACUGGACAAGGAUGAAUGGAUAUUCCCUGAUAAAGAAAGUUCUCAACUGGAUUCCAGCAAUCCAUCACUAAUGGAUUGUGAAACAUCUUAUGUUUUAAACUCUGCAUUGAGUGAUGGCCAAGCCUGUGAAAACAGGCAAGCAGCCAAAGACCAACAUGAGGAUAUUUUUACCUAUUCCUCAAAACCUAGAUCAGCACCUCAUGGGAAGCCCUUGAACCUGUCAUCUGAAAGCUGCAGCUUUUCUGUGGAUUUAAAAGAAGAGAUCAGUGGGGUUUGGCGAGGAGCUCAAAUGGAAGAUGACUUUUAUGGAAACAAGAGCAAUGAAGAAGAUGAUAGUGAUAGUGAAUUUAUGCAAGAGGCUCCGCAUCGUCAGACCAGCCACUUAAUACUGGAGUCAUCUGAACUUGCAGUUUCUAAAGAUAUCCCACUCAAAAUGACAUCCAGAAGUCCUGAGAACUGGGAAAGCAAAGGAUAUGCAAAACACGCCAGUGAUGAAGCACUACCACUAACUACAGAAGAUUCACUUGUGAUGACCAGAAAAGCAGAUAAAGGUCAAAGAAAUCUGUUGCCAACUUCCUGCUUGUCCCCAACAGGAAACAUACCUGAAUCCGUCAAGGAAACAUCUGUUAUAUCAAAGGGUACAUCAACCAGUCCAUUAAGAACUUCCAUAAGUAGAAAAUCCCUCAAAGAAAUCCCACAGGAGAAUUCAAAUCUAAUAGUCCAAAUUCCUGAAUAUGACUGGAGAAACUACCAAGCAGGCAACAUGAGUGCUUCCGAACUGCAAAUGUUAGCAAGUAUGAAAAAGCAACAAAACGAAGAGCUGGAAGAUAAUGGACUUUCACAUGGGUUGAGUGCAUCUCAGUUAGACAACUGUAAUAUCAGCAUCAGCACAAGCAGUGAUGACACAACAACCUGGAACUCAUGUCUCCCAGCGCCUGUCAAUCAAGGGUGUCACUAUCAGAAAGAAAUGAAUCCUCUUUCCCAUUCCAACCCACGGGAUUGGUUAAAUGUGUUCAGCCCUCCUAUAAUUCCUCCAAGCCAACAGCUGGCAGAACAUGCUUACACGACAAAACACCUGAGCACUCAAGGUGAAGGUGAUGACUUCAGGGCUGAAGAAGAUGAAGUUCUCACUCUCUUGUAUGACCCAUGCCUAAAUUGUUAUUUUGAUCCUGAGACUGGGAAAUACUAUGAGUUGGCAUAGCCAUUUGCAAGGACAAGGAGUGUGGUUCUUGUCUGGCACUGUUCCAGCACUUGAGUCUUUUGCAAAAUACUGUUUUAAAACUAACAUUUUUCUACUCUGUGGUCCAAAACUUUACAUCAGCCUGUAGCAUGUGUAGACAACCCAAAACACUUGCAAAUACUAUGCAAUCUUAUUUUUGUAGAUUUGAGCUAUAUUUUAAUAGAAUGCUUAGCAAGUUUUUCAAGUUUUCACAUAUUUGUUCAGUCAGCUGAUGUUAUGUAAAAUAUGAAAAGAUUUGUGUGUAUGAGCAAAUGAAUCAAAGAUGUUUCCCAGGUUAAUCUGUAAAGGAUGGUGAGAUGAAAAAAAUUGUUUACUUGUUCUUUCAUCUCUGAUAAUUUAAGUAGAUGUAUUGCAUCUUUGUACUUGAAACAAUACAGUGUGGUGCUCAAAGGGAAGUGUACCAUAA
Rhineura floridana is the source of this 3070-nucleotide messenger RNA. It is a transcript of the gene CFAP20DC, whose product is annotated as CFAP20 domain containing. The transcript is spliced from 16 exons. The coding region runs from base 424 to 2625 and encodes 733 amino acids. NCBI's taxonomy places the organism in Eukaryota, Metazoa, Chordata, Lepidosauria, Squamata, Rhineuridae. The record is from RefSeq and is a predicted model, not a curated record.